Oncorhynchus masou masou (cherry salmon) is the source of this 2305-nucleotide messenger RNA. It is a transcript of the gene tbp, whose product is annotated as TATA box binding protein. Gene Ontology annotation, biological process: DNA-templated transcription initiation. Gene Ontology annotation, molecular function: RNA polymerase II general transcription initiation factor activity; DNA binding. The record is from RefSeq and is a predicted model, not a curated record. The transcript has 8 exons. NCBI's taxonomy places the organism in Eukaryota, Metazoa, Chordata, Actinopteri, Salmoniformes, Salmonidae. The coding region runs from base 266 to 1114 and encodes 282 amino acids.
GUUUAAGUACCAUACCGGAAAUAACUUUUGAGCGAGUGAGCGCAUGAACCAGUGAAAGCAGCGGCUAGGUUUUUAAUGUGACAUUUUAAGUGCCAUUUUAGGGACGUGGUCAAAAUUAUCUAGCUAAGGGGUUCCCUGCUACGCUCUGUUCCAACACAUGACUUUUGUCGGCAUUUUCAAAUACAGAAUUGCUCCUAGUCCUAGGUCUCUGAAUUUAUUUCCUUUGAGACGGUCAACAAAUUGUCCACCUUCAUAAUUUGAGGACAUGGAGCAGAACAACAGUUUGCCUCCUUUCCAGGGUCUUGCCUCCCCUCAGGGGGCAAUGACACCUGGAAUGCCCAUCUUCAGCCCCAUGAUGCCCUAUGGCAGUGGUCUGACUCCCCAACCCGUGACGAACACCAACAGCCUGUCUCUCCUGGAGGAGCAGCAUCGGCAACAACAGCAGCAGCAGGCUUCGACUCAGCAGGGUGGGGUGUCAGGGGGCUCGGGACAGACACCACAGCUUUAUCACUCCCAAACGGUCACCACCACCACACUGCCAGGAAACACCCCUCUCUACACCACUACACCGCUAACCCCCAUGACACCCAUCACACCUGCCACACCUGCCUCUGAGAGCUCUGGGAUUGUCCCACAACUACAGAAUAUCGUAUCCACUGUGAACUUGGGCUGUAAACUUGACUUAAAAACAAUAGCACUCCGAGCUAGAAAUGCUGAGUACAAUCCAAAGCGAUUUGCUGCUGUUAUCAUGAGAAUACGAGAGCCAAGAACAACUGCACUUAUCUUCAGCUCUGGGAAAAUGGUGUGCACAGGAGCUAAAAGUGAAGAGCAGUCCCGCCUGGCGGCCAGGAAAUAUGCCAGAGUCGUGCAGAAGUUGGGCUUCCCAGCCAAAUUCCUUGAUUUCAAGAUACAGAACAUGGUGGGCAGCUGUGAUGUCAAAUUCCCCAUUCGGUUAGAGGGACUUGUACUAACUCACCAGCAGUUCAGCAGUUAUGAACCGGAGUUGUUCCCUGGGCUAAUCUAUAGAAUGAUCAAACCCAGAAUUGUCCUGUUGAUAUUCGUUUCAGGCAAAGUUGUUUUAACAGGCCCCACUACCAAGCAAGCGGCACUAUGAAGACCAAGGAGCUCUCCAAACCGGUCAGGGACGAAGUUGUGGAGAAGUACAGAUUAGGUUUGGGUUAUAAAAAAUAUCCUAAACUUUGAACAUCCCACGGAGUACCAUUAGAUCCAUUAUUAAAAAAUAGAAAGAAUAUGGCACCACAAACCUGCCAAUAGAGCGCUGGCCACAAACUCACAGACCAGGCAAGGAGGGCAUUAAUCAGAGGCAACAAAGAUGACCCUGCAGGAGCUGCAAAACUCCACAGUGGAGAUUGGAGUAUCUGUCCAUUGGACCACUUUAAGCCGUACACUCCACAGAGCUGGGCUUUACGGAAGAGUGUCCAGAAAAAAAUCCAUUGCUUAAAGAAAAAAAUUAUCAAACAUGUUUGGUGUUUGCUAAAAGGAAUAUGGGAGACUCCCGAAACAUAUGGAAGAAGGUACUCUGAUCAGAUGAGACUAAAAUUGAGCUUUUUGGCCAUCAAGGAAAACGCUUUGUCUGGUGCAAACCCAACACCACAUCACCCCGAGAAUACCAUCCCCACAGUGAAGCAUGGUGGUGUGGAUGUUUUUCAUUGGCAGGGACUGGGAAACUGGUCAGAAUUGAAGGAUGGCGCUAAAUACAGGUACCUUCUUGAGGGAAACCUAUUUCAGUCUUCCAGAGAUUUGAGACUGGGAUCGAGGUUCACCUUCCAGCAGGACAAUGACCCUAAGCAUACUGCUAAAGCAACACUCGAGUGGUUUAAGGGGAAACAUUUAAAUGUCUUUGAAUGGCCUAGUCAAAGCCCAGACCUCAAUCCAAUUGAGAACCCAUCCAACUUGAAGGAGCUGGAGCAGUUUCGCCUUGAAGAAUGGGCAAAUAUCCCAGUGGCUAGAUGUGCCAAGCUUAUAGAGACAUACCCCAAGAGACUUGCAGCUGUAAUUGCUGCAAAAGGUGGCUCUACAAAGUAUUGACUUUGGGGGGGUUGAAUAGUUAUGCACACAAGUUAUGUUUUUUUUUUGUCUGGUUUCAUAUUUAAAAAAUAUUUAGCAUCUUCAGUGGUAGGCAUGUUGUGUAAAUCAAAUGAUACAAACCCCCCAAAAUUAAUUUUAAUUCCAGGUUGUAAGACAACAAAAUAGGAAAAAUGCCAAGGGGGGUGAAUACUUUGGCAAGCACCGGUAGAAAAAGGGAAUUUGUCAAUUUUUGUCAAAUGUAACUUGCAUAUUUGAC